ACACUGGUCAGACACCUGUUUCGGCAAAUUAGUAGCCAUAACAUGAAGAAAGCUGCUGGAUUUGUUAUUUUUCGACGUAUGUGCGGGGAAAUACAAUACCUCCUGCUGAAGGCCUCCUACGGCUCCUUCCACUGGAGUUCGCCCAAGGGUCACGUGGAUCCCGGCGAGGACGACUACACCACAGCUCUGCGGGAAACUAAAGAGGAAGCCGGCUACGACGAGAAGGAUCUGAUUAUCUUCAAGGACACGCCGCUGACACUCAACUACGUGGUGCAGGGGAAGCCCAAGAUUGUGAUCUACUGGCUGGCGGAGUUGCGGAAUCCCUGCCAGGAACCCGUUCUCUCCGAGGAGCACACCGCCCUCAAGUGGCUUCCCCGGGACGCGGCCAAGGAAUGCGUGGGCUUCAAGGACAACCAAGACAUGAUAGACAGGUUCCACCAAAUGAUUUUAGAUCAAAACAAACCGGAAUAGAUUGUAAACAAAUAAACGCAGCGUUGUAGCGUUUCGCAACACUAAAAUGUAAAUAAAUACCGCAAAAAAUACCAAAGCAAA
This is a messenger RNA of Drosophila takahashii, 552 nucleotides long. RefSeq names its product purine phosphoribosyltransferase family protein Apf (gene Datp). Gene Ontology annotation, molecular function: bis(5'-nucleosyl)-tetraphosphatase (asymmetrical) activity. NCBI's taxonomy places the organism in Eukaryota, Metazoa, Arthropoda, Insecta, Diptera, Drosophilidae. Gene Ontology annotation, biological process: ATP biosynthetic process; AMP biosynthetic process. The record is from RefSeq and is a predicted model, not a curated record.